AUGCAGCGUAGAAUUCGUGACUUCCGUACACAAGAAGAACUUACUGAAUAUGUAAAUUCAAUUGCUUGGUCAGAAAGCGAAGAUGAUGAAGAUUUUUCUUCCGAUGAUGAACAGUGCUACCCAGAUUUUAAUUUUAAUGCCGCCAUUAGAAAAAAAAGUGUUAAAGAUAGAGUAGAAGAGUCCAAUUUACAUAAUGAGACCAUGGAACAAUCAAAUACUCUAAAUAUUAUAGAACCAAACGAUACAGUGGAUGUGAACAAUUUCUCUUCACAAAAUCAAAACAUUGCUGAGAUCUCAGAAUUGAAUCAAGAUGUCGUGGAAGACCCAGUUAUUGUUGGUGACCGAUCACGGUGGCAAGAAUACGCCACAAUGUUUGAAGGUAUUUCAAUUGAAAAAGAUUCAACUGUUUUUAAAAGACCUUUAUGGCGAAAGAGACAUAUGCAACAUUAUUCGAAUAUUAUAAAAUUUCGGGGUAAUGACGCUUUAUCACCGGAAAUAUUGGCGUUGAAAUCUCCACUUGACUUUUUUUCGUUUUUUAUUUCGGACGAUAUUAUUUCAAAUAUUGUAGAACAGAGCAACCUGUACGCUGUGCAAAAAGACAUCGCAAAGCCCCUGAAUACCACCCCAGAUGAAAUUAAAAGAUUCAUGGGAGUUAAUUAUUAUAUGUCGGUAUUCAAAUAUCCAAGCGUACGAUCUUAUUGGAGUGAUUAUGGUUUUAAACCAAUUAUGGAUUGUAUGACUCGAAAUCGUCAUGAAAAAAUUAGACAAUUUUUACAUCUCAAUAACAACGAGACAAUGCCCCGUCGCCAACAUUUUCAAGACGCAGCUGAUCAACAGCCAUCGACGUCAUCGGGAGUUGCCCGUAGAAGCUAUGGAUCUAUACCACAGUGUGAUUCGGGCUACGAUAGGCUGUACAAAAUACGGCCUGUUAUAACAGCCUUGAAUAGAAACUUUAAAAAAGUUCCAAUGAGAGCACGUUUGUGUGUUGACGAACAAAUUUGUGCCACCAAAAUCAAACACUAUCUAAAACAAUAUAUGCCUGAUAAACCACAUCCAUGGGGCGACAAGUUGUUUCUUCUGUGUGAUGACUCUGGGUUUUGUUAUAGUUUUGAAAUAUAUUCUGGUGAUGAUGACCACCGUGAAGAAAAUGAGCCGAAUUUGGGUGCAUCUGCAAAUGUUGUGGUAAGAUUGGCUCGUUCGGUUCCUCGAUUUGUCAACCACGUCAUAUUUUUCGACAAUUAUUAUACUUCUGUUCCUUUAAUGGUUUAUUUGCGAACACAAGGGAUAUACUCAAUUGGUACAGUUCGCCGUCCACGUCUUCCAUUGUGCAAAUUGUCACAAAAAUUUGCUAAUCGCGGUGAUUCCGAAGAAUAUGUUGGAACAUUUCAUGGAAUCGAUGUCACAACAGUGGCAUGGAAUGAUAACAAAGUUGUCACCAUGGCAUCAACAAUGGCCGGAGUAAAGCCAUAUAUUUCAUCUGAUGGUCAGACGCCCAAGGAUACACCAACCAUAGAACGAUACAACAAAAAGAAAAAGGAAAUGGAAAGUAUUCAAUGUCCAAAUAUCGUCCAUGAAUACAAUAAAUAUAUGGGUGGUGUUGACCUUUUGGACUCGUCUCUCGGUCGUAGUCACAUCCGUAUAAAAUCCCGCAAAUGGACAAGCCGUUUGUUUUAUCAUAUGUGUGAUAUUGCCAUCAUCAACGCAUGGAUUUUAUACAAGAGGCAUCAUGUAGAGACUAAUAAUGUGGAACCACAGAAGGUAUUACAUGAAUUUGUGUCAGAAGUUGCACAUUGUUUGACGAAAUCUGGUACUGAAAUACGAAUGGGAAAAGGUCGGCGAAGUAACCUUGAAUCUGAAAUUAUUGUAAAGCGUCCACGCCCAAUGUGUGCUGCAUUACCACCUCGUGAUAUUCGCUUAGAUAAUAUAGGACAUUUUCCAGAAUUUAUAAAAGAAGGCAAACCACGGUUUGUAAUUUGUGACGUCCGGGAGCCUGGUGGUUCCUCAAAGAACCAACCAGGUAUUUUUGACAUAACUCAGGAUAUUAAGGGUUAA
Messenger RNA from Lucilia sericata (common green bottle fly), 2052 nucleotides. RefSeq names its product piggyBac transposable element-derived protein 3-like. The record is from RefSeq and is a predicted model, not a curated record. The transcript is spliced from 4 exons. The coding region runs from base 1 to 2052 and encodes 683 amino acids. Lineage: Eukaryota; Metazoa; Arthropoda; Insecta; Diptera; Calliphoridae.